GAGUGAACUUCGAGUUUUACCCUGACGGAACGAGGCUGGUGGUGGUGGAUCCCAACCCUCACUUCAAGGCUUACUAUGACAACAACAGGAAGAAGUUCCCCAACAUACACUCUGAGGAAUUUAUAAUCACAACAGCGGAGAAUAUGGACAUGGUUCCUGACAGCAGCAUUGAUGUGGUGGUGACCACGCACGUUUUCUGCUCUGUGCACAACACCAAGAAGAUGUUGCAACAGAUUCUUCGUGUACUAGCACCAGGAGGAAAGCUGUACUUCUACGAGCACAUCAGAGAAUUCGACACAGAGCGACAUUCCACUAGACAGAAAAUUCAAGACUUUCUAACAGCAACAGGAAUUUGGCCAUACCUGUUUGAUGGUUGUGAAUUAACACGAGACAUGUUGGAGGACAUUCAAGAAGCAGGUUUCACCAACGUACAAGCACUACGGUUUUACUGUCCUAUGGAGCAUUUUAUUUUCCAGCUGGUAAAGCCGAGCCUGAAGGGUGUAGCUCAGAAGUAACAGACAUUACACUGGUCUGCAUCUGGAAUGUUUUAAUUUUUAUUUUUAUUCAUGGUUGCAAUCUUACAUAUUCUUGGGCUGCUGAUUGUAAAUAUCUAAACCAUUUUGCUCUAUCAUGUAUGGAUUUUGAAUAAAAUACAAAUUAAUGAUAAUAAAAAA
Cherax quadricarinatus is the source of this 674-nucleotide messenger RNA. The record is from RefSeq and is a predicted model, not a curated record. NCBI's taxonomy places the organism in Eukaryota, Metazoa, Arthropoda, Malacostraca, Decapoda, Parastacidae.